AUGAUGGGCAUCAGGUGUGGUAAGAAGUUGGGGUAUAUGUAUAAGUAUAGACCCGCCCGUCAUUCUGUGUCUACAUCACUGGAUACUAUUGUUGCUACAAUGGAUACUUCGCUUGCUUCAGAUGAUACUCUGACGGUAGGGCGCGCCCGUCGUGUAUCUCACCCGCCGGCGUACCUGCGAGCAUCGUAUCAGCUGACAUUGCCGCGCGGUCGGCUGUCUAACGGGAAAUGCGGGCCGACACUGCCUAAGCGUCUGAGCGUGACCAAGAAGGGAGACGAGGUGGUACAGCAUGAGCAAGUGGACACCGACGGCCAUGACGUGCGCAUCUCGAGCUGGGUUCUAGAGCAACUCAUCCGGGCUCAGGACAGGAGCGCCAAGGAGAACGCGCGGUUGGAGGCGAUGUUUUUGAAUGCAAUGGCGGAGCGUUCUGGUGGAUCUCGUAAGCGUAAGGCUCGGAAGCAGAGAGACCCGGAGCAGGGGUGCAUGAACCCGAAGCGUAAGCGUGGCGAGACAUGGAGCGGCGGGUCGGACGAUGACGGAGAGGACGACGAGGAAGAUACACAUGGUUCUGGUGGUCGUCAUAUGCGUACUGCAAAGUCUCCUAUUCUGCAACGCGCGUUGGCGCAUCUGCCGACAGACAAGGCGUGGAAGCGGGUGUGCGAACUAGCCAGAGUUCACUUGUUUCUCAACAGGCCCACGUCGUCGAUGACCUUCUACCCGAGCAGCGACGAUAAGACGCACGGAGUGUGCGCGGUACUGGACCGCCUGCCUCACAGCUUCGCCUGUUUGGCGUUGGCGGCUGACAAGUCGCGACGGGCGGAUCUCAACAAGACGCUGUCGGAGUGGAAGACAAGGGCUGCCGCUCGCGUGCGAGACAUUGCACUUCCGAAGCUCGGCCUGUUCCGGGACGACAGGGACGCAUCCAGCCCGUGGGCACCUGAAAAGGAGCGUAGUAUCGACAAGAUAAGGGAGCGCAUUGGGCUUGGCGCUGACCCCCCUGAAACUCUAGUGCUGACCAGCUGGGUGCACGACAGGGAUGGCAUGCCGUUUGCCUCCCGGGCGUUUGCGACAUGUGCGAAGGCUGCCUUCAAGCCGAAGAAGGCAGGGCUGGUGAUGACCCUUAAGGAGGCGCGGAAAGGCCGGCUCUCCAACUCGGCGGGCGGGAACGCCCACGUGGUGGAUGGGCUCAAGGUCCUGGUCAAGGAGGCCGUGGAGAGGGCGAUCCGUAUCCGCAACCCCGAGUAUGAAGCGGAGCGCGAAGCGUGGAUUUGGGGGCGCCAUGGCCUGCGCAUCUCUGCGUGCGGCCUGGAGCACAUGAAGCCCGCGGCCGCCACCGAGUUGCAAGGCAUCGUAGGGGAUGACGACCUUUCGGCGUCACUUGGUGAUGAGUAG
Messenger RNA from Closterium sp. NIES-65, 1392 nucleotides. NCBI's taxonomy places the organism in Eukaryota, Viridiplantae, Streptophyta, Zygnematophyceae, Desmidiales, Closteriaceae. The record is from the annotation of a GenBank genome assembly.